CGCCCGCGCGCCCUCCCCCGGAACCGCUCGCCGACCGCGCGCGCCCCCGGAAGGCGGGCCCGGCCGCGCGCGGGCCAUGGAGGAGCGGGGCGCCGGCGGCUUCAGGAAGGACACCGUGGAUCGGCUUCUCCGCCUGAAUUUCCGGGACGGCAGGACCCGAGUUAACGCCGACGCGCAGCUGCUGGUGGCCGAGCUGCUGAAGGUGUUCGUCCGAGGUGAGCGCGCAGGGCCAUCCCACCAGCCCUGGAGCGAUGGCUCCGGCUCCUCCCCGGCCCCCUUGGGCUGCUCCCGGCCGGCACCGCUACAGGCCUGGCCCAGCGCGCCGCGCUCCUCCAGGGCGCCGGGCCGCAUCCCUCCUCCCGGACAGCAGCCCGGAGCCCCCGCUGACAGCUCCAGCCCCUCUCACUGCCCUUCCUUUUCUUGCCCUUGGGCUGCAGAAGCAGCGGCACGGGCAGCGCGGCAGGCCCAGGCAGAGGACCUGAAGAAGGUGGAUACUGAACAGCUGGAGAAAGUAUUGCCACAGCUGCUUCUGGAUUUCUAGAGGUUCCUGAAGCACAUGUUGCCUGUCAGCAGACAGUCCUGACCUGACACGUGUCUCUGUCCCAGUGUGUCUCUGAGGCUAAUGGUCUCAACUUUUCCUUCCUCUGCCAUUUUGCUUCUGUUUCCUCUCCCCUUUACUAAGCACAACGCAGCCCAAAGCAACAAUGGAGCACAACAAUGCUAUUUUUGAGAAGAGAAUGCCACGGGCUUAUUUUGUUCAGUUGAGUACAUAACUGGUUUCCAUCGUGCUGCCUUACUUCUAUAACAGAGGCCUGUAUUUCACAACAUGGUAAGAAGCUGUUGCUUUCUCAGCUAAUGUGAGAAAGAGGUGCUGCUUCACUGAGAUGCAUGGAAAGACUUAAUGGCUGGAAAUACCAUCCAGCCUUCAGGCUCUCCUUGCCUCAAGCAGGCAGCUGUAACAGCAACUCCAGGUGCAGCUCCAAGCCUUCCUACUGAAUAGGUCAUUAACAGGAGCUUAGUCACAGGCUUUUGCCAAAAGCAGGUAACUGAUCUUUAUUUUAUAAAUAAACAGUGUCUGUCCCUUGCUA
Molecule: messenger RNA, 1088 nt
Organism: Passer domesticus (house sparrow)
Lineage: Eukaryota; Metazoa; Chordata; Aves; Passeriformes; Passeridae
Gene: CENPX
Product: centromere protein X
Exons: 4
Coding region: 77-541 (154 amino acids)
Biological process (GO): DNA repair; replication fork processing; kinetochore assembly
Cellular component (GO): Fanconi anaemia nuclear complex; FANCM-MHF complex
Molecular function (GO): protein heterodimerization activity
Source: RefSeq, a predicted model, not a curated record